GGCGGGGCCGAGCGCGCCGGCCGGGCUGGGCCGGGGGUGUCGGAUGUCACCCCCCGCGCACACCUCGGCCGGGGGGCGGGGAGCGAACCACUGAGAUGCGCAGGCCUCCUCGGUCCUAGAGCGGAGCAGGAAGUGUCCCAGGGGAGGGAGCCGGAGGGCUCGGCCUUUCCUUUCGGCGGCGGCGGGGCCUGAGCUGCCGCCCGCGGGACCCGCCGCGGCGCCGAGAGGGCCGGUCGCGGCCAGUGCCCGCGCAGAGCCGGCGCCCGCAGCGCGCGGGCGGGGCCGAGGCCGCGCGAUCGUCCUCGGGCGGCUCCGUGGAGCCUGGGUACCCGCAGGCUGCGUCCGGGAUGGCCGGGGAGCGGGCCGGGCCCGUGCACUGAGCCCGCCUGGACUAGGACACCGGAGCCCGGCGAGGACGCGCUCGGCCGCGGGGCCCAGGCUGGAGCUCAUUUUGUGAAGGUCUCCAGAGCAAGGACGCGACUUCAGCUCCUAAGCUUCAAGACAGUGGCCUUCUUGGCACACCAUCCAUCUCAAGUCCUCUCCAAGGAGGACCUGACCACCAAAGGGUCGUCUUCUGCCGCUGACCCCCAUCAAAUCCCAUCAUGCCCACAGCCCUGUGCCCCAGAGUCUUGGCUCCAAAGGAGAGUGAGGAGCCCAGGAAAAUGAAGAGCCCUCCUGGAGAGAACCCAGGCCCCCAGGGGGAGCUUCCCAGCCCUGAGUCCUCCCGCCGCCUCUUCCGCCGCUUCCGCUACCAGGAGGCUGCGGGCCCCCGGGAAGCCCUGCGCCGCCUCUGGGACCUGUGCAGGGGCUGGCUGCGGCUCGAGAGGCACACCAAGGAGCAGAUCCUGGAGCUCCUGGUGCUGGAGCAGUUCCUGGCCAUCCUGCCUCGGGAGGUCCAGAGCUGGGUGCGGGCACAGGAACCUGAGAGUGGCGAGCAGGCUGUGGCUGCUGUGGAGGCCCUGGAGCGGGAGCCAGGAAGACCCUGGCAGUGGCUCAAGCACUGUGAAGACCCCGUGGUGAUUGAUGAUGGGGAUGGCCCUCCAGACCAGGAGCAGGAACGGCUGCCCGUAGAACCCCAGAGUGACCUUGCAAAGAGUCAGGAUGGCCCGCCUGUGGCCCCAACUCAGAGUCUGGGGAUCCUAAGCAGACUGCCAAGCCAGCUCAGCGAGGACCCAGUUCCGCAGGACACCUCCCUUCUUCAGGAGGAGAGCAUGAGGGACGCAGAGCAGGUGACCACCCUCCAGCUGCCCCUGAAUCGGGUCUCUCCAUUUAAGGACAUGAUCUUGUGCUUCUCUGAAGAGGACUGGUCCCUUCUGGACCCCGCCCAGACGGGCUUCUACGGAGAGUUCAUCAUUGGGGAGGACUACGGGGUCUCCAUGUCUCCGAACGACCCGGCAGCCCAGCCAGACCUCUCCCAAGGAGAGGAGAGCGUGCCUCGGGUUCCGGAGCUGCAGGACCUCCAGGGGAAAGAAGAGCCGCAGGUCUCCUACUUAGACUUUCCCAGCCUGCAGCCACUCCAGGUUGAAGAAAGAAGGAAGUGGGAGGAGCUGCAGGUGACCGAGUUCCAGGCCUGCCAGCAGAUGGCGCUGGCCCCGAGCAGCUGCCCAGCAGGAGGCGACCCACCCGCUGGCCUGGAUGAGGAGGUGACCAUCGAGAUCGUCCUGUCCAGCUCUGGGGAGGAGGACAUGCAGCACGGUCCGUACUGCACAGAGGAGGCACGGAGCUCCCCAGAAAAGCCCAGCACCCUCCCGUCCCGCCGCGACAGUGCCGAGGUGGGUGGCGAGGUGCAGACCUCCAAGAAGUCCUAUGUGUGCCCAAACUGCGGGAAAAUCUUCCGCUGGAGGGUCAACUUCAUCCGGCAUCUGCGGAGCCGCAGGGAGCAGGAGAAGCCGCACGAGUGCUCCGUGUGCGGGGAGCUUUUCAGUGACAGCGAGGACCUGGACGGGCACCUGGAGGCCCACGAGGCGCAGAAGCCCUACCGCUGUGGCGCCUGCGGGAAGAGCUUCCGGCUCAACUCGCACCUGCUGUCGCACAGGCGGGAUACACCUGCAGCCGGACAGACGGCCCGCGCGCAGGAGGCUGGCGUGCCGGAGGCCCCGGCCGCGGAUGCCCGCGCCCUGCUGGAGAAGAGCAAGGCCAAGCUGGGCGUCCAGUGCCGGGACUGGAAGCUGUUCCAGCGGCACGACCAGCUGGUGCGGCACCGCAGCAGCAUCCACCCCAAGGACGAGGGCCGGCCGUUCCAGUGCCGGUACUGCGUCAAGAGCUUCCGGCAGAACUACGACCUCCUCCGCCACGAGCGGCUGCACAUGAAGCGGCGCUCCAAGCAGGCGCUGAACUCCUACUGAGCCCCGCCGGGCCCCGCCCUCCCCUUGGUACUAACGCGCCCUGCGCACCUGCCCCGUAGAGACCCCUCCUCCCGCCCCCCCUGCUCUCAGGUAGUGUCAGCGUCUCCAGGUGCCAGGCCCUUCCUCCUCCCUGGAUCACGAGCGGCCACCUCUCAGUUUCAGCCUGUGCGUCCCGCCGUGACGGCUGCCUUAGGCACCCUCGCCGGGAUGCUCCAGGUCCUCAGGAAGACUGGGCUGUGCCUCUCAGUGACCCCUUGGUGGCACAUGCCCUCCCCUCCUGCCCCAGCACAGACAGAGAGGUUCCCGGGUGGCUGCACUCCCAUCCCACAGUGAGAUAAUGGGCUGGGAGCAAGGUGUAGACAGGGCCCAAGGCUGACCGGUGACACGUCGUCCAAGCCAGCCCAGGUCCCUCCAGCCUCAGGAGCGCCCUUGGAGCCUGGAGUCAGUGGGCCCAGUCCAUCAUGGUUUCCAUCCGCCCUGGAGGUUACUGAGUAGGCAUGGGGAGCUCAGAGCAAAGCACAUAUUUUAAACCAUAUUGCACACGCACCCCAAAGUCUUUUCUUUGUACCUUGAAGGUCUUUGGUAAAUGUUCUUGGGAUGGAAAUGGAGAUGUCAUUUAAAAGGCACUUAAAUUCUCCCCCACCCUGGCUCAGAAUACGGAGAGCUCAGUUCCCCAGCAGUUGUCCUGCCUGAUUGAGCCAACUCCAGGACAGCCUCCGACCAAGGUGGGUGGCAUUCUUCACGUGCAUUAACGUAGACUACCAGUUGUGGUUUCCUAGGACUGCUGUGACAAAGUACCAAGCCCUGGGAGGCUUCCAGCCAGGGAGAUGUUUUCCAUGUUUGGGAGCUGGGAGCCCAGGGUCCAGGCAUCAGCAGGGUUGGUCCUUCUUGGGGACUGUGAGCGAGAGUCUGCUGCAGGCCUGUGUCCACUGGUGACUUGCUAGCAGACACUUGUGUUCUUGGCUUGCAGGAGCGCCGGCCUUCAUUGCCUCUGCGUGGUCUCCUCACCGGAGUGUCUUCCUCCUGUCUGAGGACACAGUCCUUGGGUUAGGGCCCACCCUACCUACCCCACUAUAACCUCAUCUACUCUGCAGGACCAUUUCCAAGUAAAGUCGCAUUCUGAGGCCACAGGGGAAGGACUCCAGCAUUGGGAUUUUGAAAGACACAGUUCAACCCCAAACUCCAGACACUCCUGUGGUGCUGCUGUCCUCCCCAGGCCAGAUGAGCCAGGACAGACUUGAGUGUCCCGCUUAGCAGUGCACAGGCAGGCUGGACCAGCUGUCUUCCGGCUGGUGGCCUCUGGGGGAGUCUUACGGUGUGGCGUCUGGGGUUCCCGUUGUCAUGACUGGCUGUUGGUAGUGCAACCUUGAGCAAUCCAAAGCAUGUCUUCCUGUCCUGUAAGACCUCUGGGCAGGCUUGGGAGGGGCAGGGGCUGGGUGCAGCUGUGGCUGGCCUCAGGGCUGCUCCCAGGCUGGUGUCUCAGCUCCUCUGCAGAUUCAGCCUGGGUGAGCCAGAGCCAGGGGCUCCUGGUGCCUGGUGCUCCUUGCCACUCAUGUGGCUUUCACAUCAAGACACCUAUACCCCAAACCCAAUAAGAGUUAUGAUUUUACAACAGAUUUCUAUUUCUGGGUGGAUGCAUCCAUGUUAACCAGGAAUAGUAAAUGCAAUAAAACAUUUGGUCAUACCUUGAACAAGAACUAAACUAUCGAGGGUCCUAGUUUCUAAAUAGUGUUUCUUGCAUUGACCUGCCUAGCAUCUUUAAGGCCAAGGGUCAGGAGAACAGCAGGUUCUCUGUGCACAUUUACCCCACACGGCUUCAUCAGGCCCAUGCUGCCCCAUCUUCAGACUUUGUCUGGAAGGGGAGCAAUGCCCAACUUACUGGUGUGCUUACGUACAAAAUCAGAUCACGAAUAAGGACUACGGCACUGGAACCCGCAGGAGGCUCCUGCAUCCACACCAGAUGUUGUCAGGGAGCCCCUGUUGCUGAUCCACAGCCCACCAAGGCAACCUCAGUCAGUCCCUGGAGGAUCACGCUGCCCAAGGGUUCAGAAACCCUCCUGGGUGGUUGUAGCUCAAAUCCCAGGUUGAGCCCUGGCCAGAGAUGCAAGUGGGGUUCUCCUUCUCUAGGAAGCGUCCACCAGUCCUCCAAGCCAACAGGCCCUGCCCUAGGGGUGGGGGCAGGGGACUUGGGUCAGGUGCUCUCAGUCACCCUUUUGGUUCCUAGUACUUGUGGCCUCUGAGAGCAGCCGGCCCACUUGGUGCCUUCUCUCCCUCCCAUCUCUUCAUGGGGGCUGGGCCCGCAGGUGAGCCACACCUCCACCUCGCCGUGGUUAAGACCCCACAUCUGAGAAUCACCUUUCCUCCAUGUUCCUGCAAUCCCUUGGCAUCAUGGAGGACAGAUGCACAGGUGCAUAAUAAAGCUCACUG
Molecule: messenger RNA, 4772 nt
Organism: Sciurus carolinensis (gray squirrel)
Lineage: Eukaryota; Metazoa; Chordata; Mammalia; Rodentia; Sciuridae
Gene: Znf496
Product: zinc finger protein 496
Biological process (GO): regulation of DNA-templated transcription
Source: RefSeq, a predicted model, not a curated record